Diabrotica virgifera virgifera (western corn rootworm) is the source of this 2220-nucleotide messenger RNA. RefSeq lists its product as uncharacterized. The transcript has a single exon. Bases 1 to 2220 code for a protein of 739 amino acids. Gene Ontology annotation, molecular function: nucleic acid binding; zinc ion binding. The record is from RefSeq and is a predicted model, not a curated record. Lineage: Eukaryota; Metazoa; Arthropoda; Insecta; Coleoptera; Chrysomelidae.
AUGAAUAAAACCGUUGACGAUCUUACUAAAGCAAAAGAUGACCUUGUUAAGGCAAGGGAUAGUAGUAAAGCUUGGAUAACUAUAUUGGAGAAUUGGUUAAAAGAUAAUGGAAAUAAAAAUAUUUCAAAAAAUGAACUGAUUUCUAGAAAAGAUUAUUUAUCAAAAGUUUUUGACAAGUACCUUGACGUUCAAAAUGAAUUAGAAAUAUUAGAUGAUGCAUAUGCUGUUGACAUGGCAGAUGUGGAAGGGAGAUUUCUAAUCUUGGAAUCAGCCCUAAAUGAUAAAAUUGAUCAAAUUUCAGUAAAUUCUGUUAUGAGCACCUCAGCUCAACAAAGUCCCACAAACUCAAAUAACCGUCAUGUCCACUUACCGGAGAUAAAAAUUCCUCAUUUCGAUGGGACUAUAGAAAAUUGGCCUAUUUUUUCCGAGAUGUUCACAAAACUUAUCGUAAAUGACACUCAUCUUUCAGAUAUUGAAAAACUAAUCUACUUAAAAUCAAUUCUCAAGAACGAACCUCUACAACUAAUUGAAAAUUUGGAAAUUGUGGGUUCAAAUUUUUCUAUUGCUAUCGACAUACUUAAAAAUAGAUUUGAAAAUAAAUGUUUAAUAAUUAAUACUUAUUUAAAACAACUUUUGAACGUUCCUUCAAUAACAAAAAAUACUGCUCAAAACUUGCGUGAAUUCUUAACUCACAUAAAAAAGAAUUUAAGUACGAUAAACAAUUUAAAUAUUUCCGACAAUCUUGCAGAUUUUAUUUUAAUUCACAUAUUCACACGAAAAUUAGAUUUUAAUAUGAAACGAUCCUUUGAAUCAGAAAGAGAUUUUAACGAACUUCCUACGAUAGAUGAGUUUUUGGAUUUCAUUGAAAAGAAAUGUAAGAUAUUGGAAAAUUUGAUCUUUGAAGAGAAAACAAAUCAUAAACCAAAACCGUCUCUGUAUACUUCUGCAGAUAACAGAGAUACACUUUUUAAAUGUUUUGUCUGCAAUUCUAGCUCACACAAGGUAUACUCUUGCCAAAAAAUUUUAAAUUUGACUGCUCAAGAGCGUAUACAAAAAGUAAAGAACAAAGGUUUCUGUCUCAAUUGCCUUGCUAGUGGCCAUAUAUCCAAUAUUUGUCCCUCAUUGUCGAAUUGUAAAACCUGCAAUAGGCGCCGUCAUUCUUUGCUCCACAUUUCGCAUCCGUCGGAAAAUAAUGCAAAGCAAGUUUCCGGUAGGUUAAAUCAUCAAAGUCCACCCGCCCAAAAUCAAUUUGUUCGUAAUUUCCGUGACCAACGUCAAAACCAGCAUCCUUCUCAAUGUACCUCGGAGAAUAUUCAAGCAAAUUCGCAGAACAAUUUUGUUCUAAAUGCAAUUCCGCAAUAUUUGCCAGAUAUGCAAAAUCCCCCAGGUCCGAGCAAUAUUUCGUCUCACUCUGUAUAUUCGAAAAACCUACAAGUUUUACUCGCAACUGCUUUGGUAACUGUUUACGAUGUUCAAAAUAACCCCAUCUCAGUUCGUUGUUUAACAGACUCCGGUAGCCAGGUUUCGUUCAUAACAGACAGGUUAGCCAAAAGAAUUUGUUAUUCACCAUAUACCAGAAAUCUUCAAAUAUCAGGCAUAGCUCAAACUUCUUCUGUUUCAAACAAGAUGGUAGACCUUCAAAUCCAUUUAAACACAUCUCCUGGCAAAAAUUUUUAUUUGUCUUGCGCUAUCCUUGAAAGCAUUACGUGCCAGCAUCCACGAGUCGCGCUCGAUUUAAAUUUAUUAAAAAUACCAAAAAAUGUAAAACUCACAGAUCCACAUUUCUGUACCCCGUCGGACGUAGAUAUUCUUUUAGGAGCUGAUAUCUAUUUCGAUCUAGUUACUUAUGGCUUAAUAAAACUAGGUCCCAACCUUCCUAUUCUUCAAAACAUUCAUUUGGGGUAUAUUGUAGGUGGAAAUAUUCCAUACUCUCGUAAUGCGAUGUUAGGAUCAAACUCGAAUCCUUCAACUAAUGUUCACUCUCAUUACUCAAAUGUUUCAUUACACGCACAAACUGCUGAUCUCGAUUCUCUUUUAAAGAACUUUUGGGAAAUAGAAGAGACUAAACCUAUCAAUCCUAUUCAUGCAAAAACAUUAACUCCCUCAGAACAGCAAGCUGAGGACAUAUUCAAAUCUUCGUUUACAAUUCUUCCUAGUGGCAGAUUUCAAGUAGACCUACCUCUAAAAACUCCUAGUGAAUAUCGAAAAUUAGGCGAAUAA